Messenger RNA from Capsicum annuum, 374 nucleotides. RefSeq names its product acanthoscurrin-2-like. The annotation marks the transcript as partial. The transcript has 3 exons. The record is from RefSeq and is a predicted model, not a curated record. Lineage: Eukaryota; Viridiplantae; Streptophyta; Magnoliopsida; Solanales; Solanaceae.
UGGUGUUGGUGGCGGUGUUGGUGGUCUUGGUGGUUGUGUUGGUGGUGUUAGUGAAGGUGUUUUUGUUCUUGGAGGUGGUGUUGGCGACAUUGGUAGCAUUGGUGUUGGUGUUGGUAUUGGUGUUGGUGGUCUUGGUGGAUGUGUUGGUAGUCUUGGUGGUUGCGGUGGUGGUUUUGGUGGCAUUGGUGGUGGUUUGUAUUGGUGCAUUGGUGUUGGUGUUGGUAUUGGUGUUGGUGGUCUUGGUGGAUGUGUUGGUAGUCUUGGUGGUUGCGUUGGUGGUUUUGGUGGCAUUGGUGUUGGUGUUGGUGGUUUUAGUGGUGGUUUUAGUGGUGGUGUUAGUGGUCUUGGUGGUUGUGUUGGUGGUUCUGGUGUUG